AUUUACAAGUUGUCAUUGUAUUUUUUUUCAGAUAUGUUAAGUUUUUAAAUCUAUCAUUUAGUAAAUUUAAUUGACAAUGUGAUAAAUUCUUUUUAAAACAUUUUUUUUUCAUUCACAAAGUUAAUGAUGAAUGAGAAUAUUGAAAAGAGAAGAGAAUAUGACCUGCCACUGUCCGCAAACAUAUCGGAAAUACACGUGCAUCAUUACGUAAUUAAUCUGCAUUGUGAUCUUCAAAAUCAAGUCUUUCAUGGCAGUACAACUGUCUUUUUCACUCGGCGACCUGAAAGUAAUCCCAAGACUGAGCAGCCCAGUGUUUCUUGUCAUGUCAUCUGCUCCAAUAGUUCAAAUUAUGAAAUUUGUGAAAGAGAUUCCAACUCUUAUAACCCAGAGAGCUCUAAUGUAGUUCAGGAAUCCAAUUUAACUGAGACUGUAAAAACUGAUGAACCACUUUUGCAUUUACCGAAAUUUCAUAACUCUGUUGAGUCAUCAUGGUCGUAUCAACAUGUAAGCAAAGAAACAUCAGAAUUGGGGAGCUCUAGUGCACAUCUUGGAAAAACUCAAUUUCUUGACAAAAGACCCCUCUCUGAGUCAGAAAUUGGUGUGUCUCCAAACAAACAAAUGAAAAGUUCAGUUCAGGCAUUUGAGAAUACACAAAUAUUAAAAAAAUUAUCCAGCAAAAAUUUUAACAAUGAAGGUGACACUAAAAUUAAGGAUUUCACAUUGAUAUUAGACUGUCAUAAGUUGGAAAUACAAAAUGUUUCAGAAGAGAAUGUGACAUCAAGCAUUGACUCAGAAACAUUUAGUUCACCAGACUGUUUAAUAAAAAAUACUCGAACAACUGGCACGCCACUCAAAUUUGAAUUAGGAGACCAGUGUUUAAAAAUUCAGGUACCUGAUUGUAAAAAAGAUCAAAAUGAGUUGAGGGCAAUAAAUAUUUCAUAUAAAACUUUAGAUGGACAUUCUCUAAAAUGGUCAAAAGAUCAAGAUGGCAAUGACUGUGUGUACACACAUGGACACUGGAUCAACAACCGUUCACUGUUUCCUAGUCAAGAUGUUCCUGAGGCCCUGGCGACAUGGCAAGCCUUUAUUUAUGUACCCCAGGGAAUGACUGUCAUCAUGAGUGGGGAUCACAAUCCACAGAGAAAACAAUUAGAAAACAAAAUGGAAUGUUUUUACUUUUGGACUUCCUUUCCCAUGCCAAGUUCAACUCUUUCACUUGCUGUUGGACAUUGGAAAGAAUGUAAAAAGCCAGAGACACCAAAGAAUGAAGUGAUCCCUUAUCGUGUGUUUGGUCCUGAGAUUCUGAUGACUUCAAUGAAUGCCAUUCAUCAGUACAUUCCACUGUGUCUAGAGGAGGUUACCGCUGUUCUUGGACAACAUCCAAUGAAAAGACAGGAAAUUUUGAUAGUACCAGCAUCUUUUGACAGUUUAGGAAUGGCAAGCCCCAGUGUUCUAUACUUAUCCCAGUCCCUCCUACAGACAGACCUAUCCAUGUUUUACCGCCUCGCUCAUGAGGUUUGUCACACCUGGUUUGGUAUUGUGAUUGGCCCCGUGGACUGGACUGAGGAAUGGCUGACAGAAGGAUUCUGUACCUAUUUUGAGGACAUUAUACACCUCAGGGUGCUACGAAGACUGGGGAGAAUUUCAGAAGAGGAGGAGGAUGACAUCCGUGAUCUGAGAGACCUCAUUAAAUUCCGCAUCCUGACGGCUGAAAUUCAGAAUACAGAAGAAACCCUUCAAACACUCAAACCAGAUUGUACUGAGUCAGGAAGCAACAAAACAUUUGUUAAAAAUGGAAUGAACCCCGAGAAGAAAUACUUGCAGGUUCACUACCUCAAAGGAUAUUUCCUACUUAGAUACUUGGAAAAAUUAGCUGGAACUGCGAAAUUUUUAGAAUGUCUCAGAAAAUAUGUUCAGCAGUUUCAUGGAAAACUGGUUUCCUCUCAGGAGGUCCUGCAAUUUUUUAUCCAUAAAUGUGAAGAAAUAGCUGCAACUGGGCUGACUGCUUCAGAAUUGUCCUCUGUUUGGUUGGAAUGCUCAGGUUUGCCAUCAGCAGUAUCAGACAUGAUAGAAAAAGUAAAGAAAGGAAGCAAAACUGUGCAAAAUGUGAAGAGUCAGGUUGAUCUGUUUUGUGAAAGCUAUAGGAAAAGAAAGUCUGAGUCUACUAUAAUUGCAGAAUUAAAGGAUUGCAGCCCAGAUGAAUUGAUAUUAUUCUUAGAAUUACUUCUGGAUGAAAAUGAGAUUCCAUGGUUUGGUUUAUCAAGUCUGAAGAAAAAGUAUCACCUAGAAACCUGCAAUGCUGAGAUCAAACACAGAUGGUGUGAACUCAUAAUAAAGUGCAGACAGAGAAGCAGUAGUUUUUACAAAGAUAUUCAGGACUUCCUUAUAGAUCAUCAGGGCAUGGGUGUUUAUCUAUAUGGAGAAAUGAUGUUGAGUGGAAGAAAAGCAUUAAUCAAUCUGGCACACAAGUGUUUUAAGCAGCUACAACAAAGUAUGGGCAUAGACACCUACACUGCUGUCCACAGUAUGCUGUUUGGAGAAUGACAAUUUCUAUAUACAUUGUAUGUAUGUAAACCUCAAAUAAAGGAAGAAAGGGCAGCUACAAUAAAGUAUGGGGAUAGACACUUACACCGCUAUGCUGUUUGGAGAGUGAUAGUAUCUAUGGAUAAGGCUUCCACAUGUAUGCUACUUUGGUUCAAGCACAGGAACUAAAAGUUUCUUGGUUGUGGUAGACAGUGCUAUAACUUAGUGCUGUUUGGUACAUGUAGAUAUCAGGAUGGGGAAUAAUAAUACAUGAAAUUUAUCAUUCCUGUAUAAGAAAUACUGAACUGUUUAUACAUGUACAAAUAUAAGGUAUCUGACCUGUGAAAGGUGCUUGCAUGCUUAUCUGACUGCAUGAGCAGAACUCUGUGUUAGAUUCUACCUAUGGAAGAUUUGACAAAGUAAUUUUUGUGAUAUUUUAAUACAUUUCCAAAAUAUCCUAUGAUUCAGGUAGUAUUUAUUGAGUGUGUUUUCAACAGUAUAGU
Messenger RNA from Saccostrea cuccullata (small rock oyster), 3026 nucleotides. RefSeq names its product aminopeptidase O-like. Gene Ontology annotation, molecular function: zinc ion binding; metalloaminopeptidase activity. Gene Ontology annotation, cellular component: nucleolus. Gene Ontology annotation, biological process: proteolysis. Lineage: Eukaryota; Metazoa; Mollusca; Bivalvia; Ostreida; Ostreidae. The coding region runs from base 124 to 2544 and encodes 806 amino acids. The transcript is spliced from 15 exons. The record is from RefSeq and is a predicted model, not a curated record.